Messenger RNA from Orbicella faveolata, 1245 nucleotides. RefSeq lists its product as uncharacterized. Gene Ontology annotation, molecular function: protein binding; calcium ion binding. Gene Ontology annotation, cellular component: membrane. NCBI's taxonomy places the organism in Eukaryota, Metazoa, Cnidaria, Anthozoa, Scleractinia, Merulinidae. The record is from RefSeq and is a predicted model, not a curated record.
GCCAAUCUUUAGUUUAAUUUUCAUUCACUUGGGAAGACAAACUACAUGCAGUUUAGUUAACUAUGUCUAUAGUUUUGGAUGUCGUACAAGCCAGACUGUUAUAAUAAACGUACUUGUUUGCCAACAGGUGUAAACGAAACUGCGAUGCAACAGUUAAUCCGUCGGAAGGUCUCGUUCUUGAGACCGAAAUUGACACAGCGGAAUCAGCAGCCAUUGUGGAAGCACGAUACCAGUGGCAUGUCUACGAGAGAGAUGAACAAGAAGGCAAGUCUGUUUGGAGAGAAGUUAUAGCUAUUGAUGAUACAAGAAUUCAUCAGCUUCAUCUCCCGGGGAACACUCUUCACCCUGGGAAUACUUACAAGGUGUCGGUUAUUGGAAUGGUUCCUGGUAGAACAAAUGGUUACAGUGAAUUAGCCUUCAGUGUGAACAUUCCACCGAUUGGUGGAAGCUGUUCUGUAGACCCAACCAGGGGCUUUUCUGAUGAUACAAUUUUUUCCUUUAAGUGCGAAGGAUGGACUGACAAAGAUCUUCCACUUUCAUACGAGUUUCAAUACCGAAACUCGUACGGAGUCGUGUCUCUUCUGUAUGAUGGCAUAUCACCUGUUUUCUUUACUAAGCUUCCGCUUGGAGAUGUGGAAAAUAAUUUUACACUGGAUUUUCAGGUCAAGAUUUUUGAUAGUCACAAAACGUACAGUGCAUCAAACAUCGAUGUCAAGGUGCUACUGGGAAGAAAUAGACAGAAUGAGACCUUCACGAAGUUUCAGAACUUUAUAAAAGAGUCACUGUCUUCCUUAAUAAGAGUGGGUAAGAUCCAAGAAGCCACUCGUGAAGUGAACGCAAUUGUCUCAGUCCUGAACUUUCAUGCUUUGCAAAAUGGAACCACAAGAAGGGAAGAACGACAGCAAGUGAGACGCUCAAUUGCACCACAAUAGGUUUAAUAGACAAUGAAGGAAAAAUUGAAGGGUCGUCCUCUACCUGUAGGAACUAGUUUCUCUUUUGGUCCCUAAAACGAUGGAUAGCCGGUCAAAGCGAUGCCCCCAACCCGUAGAAUACAGAAGAGGUUCCGUUUAUAACGGGCGAAUGAGUUCUAGAGAAGUAGUGCCUUUCUGAUUUUUGUCGUAUAUCCUGGUCAAUCAGUCAAUCGAUCGAUCGAUCGAUCGAUCGAUCAAUCAGUCGAUAUAGCUUUAACGAUGGAUUGAAUGACCAGUCAGUCAGUUAUUCAGUCCGUCCGUCAGUCAGUCAGUC